Molecule: messenger RNA, 2697 nt
Organism: Sclerotinia borealis F-4128
Lineage: Eukaryota; Fungi; Ascomycota; Leotiomycetes; Helotiales; Sclerotiniaceae
Source: the annotation of a GenBank genome assembly
AUGCCAUUUGGUUACGCCACCUCUCCAGCACUUUCUUCAUUAAUCAGAGGUUGUCUUGCGCAAUGGAGAGCGCAUCGUAAUUUUACAUUUCACAACGCCAAUGCACCAACUCAAAGAGUUCCAUACUCAUCUAUCGAAAACGUGAUGUUAGGACGAGCGGUUAAAGCUAAGGCUACAGAGCCCCAGCCUCCAAAUUCGAAGAACGAUGCAAAGAAGCAAGCAAUUACACAAAAUAUUGCGACACGCAAUGGGAAUAUCGGAGAGUCAUUCAAGCCAAAGCCUUCACAGGCAAUUGGUGGAUAUGCCCAGCCCUUGAAGCCGGCGUCAGCGAAUGCGAAGAGGCUACUGCCAAAGGAAAGCCAAUCAACCGUCGGAUCAAGUCUUGCCAGCUCUCAUCUGGGCUCGUUGUUUAGUAGGGAUGGUGCAUUUCAAGAUACCCCGAAUAGUAGCUUCGAUGCUGUGCAAAUCAAUGAGGACGAUUGGAGCGAUGACGAUAAACUAGAUUUCGAUUACAGUUACAUCUUGCCUACACAACCUUUAUCUAUCAAUGCCUCCAUGGCAGCGCCCCCAAAGCCUACCCGUCCAACAAUACCAUCGUCCCCAUUCACCGAACGAUUAAAAGCACAACGAGCCCCAAGUAGUAGCGCGCAGACUUGGUCGUCCUCACCACCCUCACAUAAAGAGACGCCACCUGGAGCUAAGAAGCGGAGAGAGCGUGAGAAAUCAGCGGCACAAUCUGUCAUAGUUGUAGAUGAUGAUGAACUGCCGAAUCCGAAACGCCGAACAUUACCAUGGGUUCAGAAACUGUCAGAACAAGACGAAAUAUCACAUAGGCAAGAACAAGUUGAUGAAUUGAGCUCUCAAGCAGCUGGCGCAGUUUGUUUUAAGUGCAACGAAAAGGGCCACUACGCCAUUGCAUGUCCAACCAACGGCAAAGGAAAACCAAAUCCAUGGGCCUUUUCUCCUCUACCCCAGGAUAAGAAACAACCUUGGGAUACCAGCGCAAGGACAAUUGCAGAGGACAGGAAGUUGAUCAAGGAAAGGCGGAAGAGGAAAGCCGACAAGGCUGAAAAGGCAGUUGUCGAUGCUCAUGUCUCUACCAAGACUGCUAAAUUGGCCCCGAUUCAUUUGACUGACGAGCAAAGUCGGGUUAAGGACUUGGUCGUGGAUCAGGCGAAGAGUGUCUUCUUUACUGGUUCUGCGGGUACUGGAAAGUCUGUUCUGAUGAGAUCAAUAAUUGCAGCUCUGAAGAAGAAAUAUGUGCGUGAGGGUGACCGAGUUGCUGUCACGGCUUCAACAGGUCUAGCUGCAUGCAACAUCGGUGGCGUGACGCUGCACAGCUUCGGAGGUAUUGGACUUGGUAAAGAGGACGUACCUACUCUCAUAAAGAAGAUAAAGAAAAACAAUAAAGCUAAACUCCGGUGGACAAGGACCAAGGUUUUGGUCGUCGAUGAGAUCUCUAUGGUCGAUGGCGACUUGUUCGAUAAGUUAGAAGCAAUUGCGAGAGGAAUACGUAACAAUGGACGGCCAUUCGGCGGUAUACAACUUGUGAUCACUGGAGAUUUCUUCCAAUUGCCCCCUGUUCCAGAUUACAACCAAAAAAGUCGAGGUGUCAAAUUUGCAUUCGAUGCCACGACCUGGGGAACGGCAAUCCACCAUACAAUUGGUCUAACAGAAGUCUUUCGUCAGAAGGACCCUGUAUUCGCCAAUAUGUUAAACGAAAUGCGACUAGGGAAGGUGUCUCAAGACACUAUAAACGCCUUUGUCGGGAUGAAACGCGCCAUAAAUUACGAAGACGACUUAACUGCUACAGAACUAUUCCCAACCCGAAACGAGGUCGAAAACUCGAAUACGUUCAGACUGAGAAGUCUACACGGCAAGUCGUAUAAGUAUGAGGCUGUUGACUCUGGGACAAUCACUGACGAGGGAAUGAGAGAGAAACUUCUUGCAAAUAUGAUGGCUCCUAAAUCAGUCGAAUUAAAGAAGGGGGCGCAAGUCAUGUUGAUCAAGAACAUGGAUGAUGGUCUAGUAAACGGGUCGCUGGGUAAAGUUGUCGCUUUCAUGAGUGAAAAAUCAUUCGAGAUCUACGACUCGAACCCGGAAAUACUUAACGAAAAAGAGUUUUCCGACGCUGAGGAAGAAAACAACCGUCAGUCAGAUCUCGCAAAGUUUAAGCAGACCAAUAGGGAGUUGCCUAGCACUGGAAUUUCGAGUAGUGGCAGGCUAUUCCCAUUGGUUCGAUUUUCUAUCCCAGACGGAACCGUUAGAGAUCUUCUUGUUCAGCCAGAGGAGUGGAAGAUUGAGCUACCAAAUGGAGAGGUACAGGCACAGCGCAGCCAGUUACCUCUUAUUCUUGCCUGGGCACUCUCCAUUCACAAAGCACAAGGGCAAACACUUGAGCGUGUUAAGAUUGACCUGAAGAAAGUGUUCGAGAACGGCCAAGCUUAUGUUGCAUUAAGUCGAGCAACAAGCCAAGCUGGCUUGGAGGUUCAGAACUUCGAUCCUAGGAAAGUCAUGGCUCAUCCCAGAGUUGCUGAAUUUUAUAACAGCUUGUAUAGCAUCAACAAAGCUUUGGCGCACCCGAAAGUCGCGAAGGCAGAUCCACCAAAGAUACCUACGAACCCUAUCAAGCCUUUGAGGGACGAUUAUUUUUUUCCCGAUGAGGACGAGGAAGAGAUGUUACGCCACUUCGGCUGA